UCCAUAGUUUACUAGACAAAUCGGCCGGUACUAGCUUUAGUGGAUCGAGGAGACUUCGUCAUAAACUUCACUGCUGCGGAGUGAAUUCCCACAGCGUGAAGUCACAGCGUUUGGACUAGCUUGCUCUAGUCAUCGUCAGUAUAGACAGAAAUACUUCAUGGCAUAGGGGCUUCUAAAGAUGGUUUCACGGAAGGGGGGUCUCGCAGCGGGGGAGCUGUUGAUUCAAGAGAGGACCAUCUAUGAAGAAAAUAGUGACGAUGAAGGUUCUAUCCGAAAUAUUGAAGAAGAUGGACUGAACUUUUGGCAGACGUGUAUCGCUCUCGCUGCCAUAUUUUCGGGUUUUGGAACAACUGCUGUGAUACAAGUUGUUGCAUAUACGGGUUGGGUUGGUAUCUUAAUUCUAAGUGCUUUGUUGAUAAGCAUGAUGUACACUGCUACACUUCUUGGAAGUUGCUGGAAUAUGAUCGAGAAGAGGUGGUGUUUAGACAGACAUCCGUACGGGGCAAUCGCGUUUGAAGCCGGCGGGCCUUGUGCAAGAUCGGCAAUCAGUAGUCUGGUGGGUAUUUGUAGCUUCACAGGAGGCCCUUUGAUGCUGCUAGUGAUUGGUGAUUUACUGUACAUCUUAGUUGGUCAAUCAGCCCAUGGGACAUACUGCUACUGGCCGCCGGUUUUUGGCCUGAUUAUUUGUCCAAUUAUGUGGCUCGGUACACCCAAAGACUCAUGGCCAGUCAGUGCAGUGAGUUACACCACAUCCGUACUUUGUUUCAUCAUCCUCAUAGUGUCUGCUGUAAUUAGCUACGAUGCAUCUGUGCAUCCCCCUCCUCCUUCCUUUGAUGCAUGGUCCCUAUCAUCACUAUGUGGUAUCGCUAUUUAUAUACCUUUCGUGCACUUCACUGUACCAGUCAUUCAACGUGAUAUGCGCAAGCCCAAGGAUUUCAACACGUGUGUCGUCACAACCUUUACAAUCACUGGUGGUAUAAUAGCAUGUGCAGUUAUUACCGGCUACUUCUCGUUUGCUAGUCUUGUAAUAAGCAGUUCAAAUAAGACUGGAGUGAGCAUUUUGUACCUUCUGCCCGAUCGAGUUGCAGUGAUUUCUUCUGCCGUGGUAUUGGUCAUUCAUAGCGCGCUGGUUAUUGUUCCACAGAACAGUCCGAUGUUUCAACACACUGAAGAAGUUCUUAAUAUACCAGAAGAGUUUGGAUGCAAACGAAUCGCAGUUCGCACAGUGCUUGUUUCAUUACAGGUACUUUGUGCAGAAACUGUACCACAGUUUUCCGUCCUAGUCACAUUACUGUCGGCUUUUGCAGCACCUUUCUUGAUAUUCAUUGCACCACCACUCAGCUAUUUAAAACUGAGAAACAUGUACAUGCCGGAAAGUUCUUCAGAAAAUCCGUUUUGGCACAGGUUUGAUACAGUAGCAUGUAUACUCAUCAUAGCCUUGUGUCCAGUCGUAAUGGGUAUCACUGGCUAUAUUGCUAUUAUGUCCAUAGCUAAAGGAGAUACCCUCUUCAAUUCACCGUGUUAUAUCAACGCAACAGCCGCUCACAUUUGAUAUACCAUGCAAUUUUAUUUUGUAUUUUGUAUUUCUUUGUUUGCAAUGACGCCAAAACAAGGCUUAAAAAAGCCACUCUUGGUAUCGGGUUCACAGGAAGAAAACUCAAUAAAUACAAAAAAUAACUCAUGGGAGCUGAAUGUAAGAAUUGAUAUUCCUCUUAAAACAGUCCAGAUUGUAGGAUGGAGGGAAACAUGCACCAGGAAAGGAGUACCAAAGAGAUGUAUACAUGGAUAGAGCUGUUGGAAUGGCUCUUUGUAAACCAACUUUGAUGGUGGUCCAAAGUUUAUCAAACUUGCCACACCGUAUUGAGCUGACCACGUUGUAUACAACUCCAAAAUAACCCCUCAUGGGGCUCGUAAUAAUCAAUUGAAAUAACUAAUAAUGCACUUGAAAAGGAAGACACAUUUAGGACUGUACUUAUGUAGCCAUAAAAUCCUUAAGCAGGACAGCAAGAAGUAUAGGCCUAAAUUUAAUUUCGUAUUUAACUAAUAUUUUUUUGCAUUAAUUCAAAUGGAUUUCAAAAUGAGAAUUGACUCGCUUAGAGACAGACGUGUCAUAACAAUUUAUUUAGUAACAAAAACUAUAUGUUUUAAUAAUAGCAUUAAUGUCAUUUGGCAAAG
Messenger RNA from Asterias rubens (European starfish), 2175 nucleotides. RefSeq lists its product as uncharacterized. Gene Ontology annotation, biological process: L-alanine transport; amino acid transmembrane transport. The record is from RefSeq and is a predicted model, not a curated record. Gene Ontology annotation, molecular function: L-alanine transmembrane transporter activity; L-proline transmembrane transporter activity. Lineage: Eukaryota; Metazoa; Echinodermata; Asteroidea; Forcipulatida; Asteriidae. The coding region runs from base 179 to 1552 and encodes 457 amino acids. Gene Ontology annotation, cellular component: vacuolar membrane. The transcript is spliced from 8 exons.